Malaya genurostris is the source of this 5915-nucleotide messenger RNA. RefSeq names its product innexin shaking-B (gene shakB). Lineage: Eukaryota; Metazoa; Arthropoda; Insecta; Diptera; Culicidae. Gene Ontology annotation, cellular component: gap junction; plasma membrane. Gene Ontology annotation, molecular function: gap junction channel activity. The transcript has 8 exons. The coding region runs from base 4588 to 5730 and encodes 380 amino acids. The record is from RefSeq and is a predicted model, not a curated record.
UUGUAUCUUUUGUAUGUAUUUUGCUAAAGCCGGUAUUAAAGCAGUCCCUAGAGCGACUAUAAUGCCAAUUAGUGAUAUUAUGCUGUCCAGAUUGGAAACCUGGGGAGUGUUGCAAUUGUCGUAUUAGUGACGGCGCAAAAAAGGUGCGAAAACUUCAAAACUGUCGCAAAAAAUAUUUCAAUUUGUAAGUGUUUUUAGUUGAUGGCAAAACGAAGUCACUAUAAUCCGGUUCCAUUGACACGCUCUUUCACCCAUCAUUAGAUUCCCAAAAGCGACAAAACAGAAAAUUUUCUCCGAUUUGAACACCUCCACGCAUUCGAAACAUCAAAAUUCAUUGAUUUUGAAGUCCCAUUGACACGCCCUAUUACGUACCGCUAAUCUUUUGUUGGAUGCAUAAUUUUCUAUUGUCAUCAAUUUUCGCACCCCUCACCAGAUGAAACACAACAUCAACGAUUUAAAAAGUAAAUCAAUUUGCAUUCAUGUCUGAUCACGAUCACGUUUGAUUUUUGUCACAAUGCUCAAAACAGAUCAAAUCAUCCAAUGAUUGAUCUUACAAAAAUCUAGAUCUGCUGUGUUUCAAAAUCAGCAGUGAUUUUGUGUAACGGAAGAUCAUUGCCGAUCGUCUUAGAUGUGAUUUGGAGAUGACUGAUCAACUGAUCGUAAAAAGAUCAGAUCAGUAGUGAUCUUUAAAGGAAAGAUCACAAGUGAUUCAUGAUCAGUAGUGAUCGUGAUUUGAUGAUUUUUUGAUCGUGAUUUUGCCAGCCCUGACUCUAACUAUUAUCAAUUAGAGCAACGAACACUCCACCUCCAGCACUACCCGUACAACAACUAGAAGAAACCAAAUAUAUUGGCUUAUAAUCGCGUAUAGCGAACCAUGUAAGGAUUUUUUAAAUGUUUUAUUCAUUUAAAUCCCACGAAUUGCGAAGAAAGAAGUGCCAGAGCUUCGCUUAAUAUAGUAAGGGAGAAACCCCAAGAUAUUCCGUUCACGACUGCAUUCUUUAACCUCCUGCAGCCAUUCAGUCAUCGGCACGGAAAUACACCUUGACUUAGGAGUUCCUAUUUUUGUGGCCUUUUACGACAUGGACCAGGAAACCAGUGGAUCAAUUCUUGGUAGAAAAUAAUUUCGCCGGAUGCCACACAGCUUAUUUGUUUGGUGGACCUAUACCACCGCUGCUAAUAAUAUCUGCUGCUGUACAACAAAUCGUUCGAGAAAAUGUUCCGAACAGCGCUUAAUAUCGUAGUGAGUGAAAAAUAUCGUAGUUAGUGAAAAAGCUGCAAACGAAAUUAUGUAAAAAGAAUACUCUUAACAAAAAUUAUAUCAGUUUAAAUUCUAUCGCCACUGCGAGCAGAUGUAUUGUGUGUCGUUUGCAAAGCUAGUUUCGCUUCCGACAAGAGCGAUUACGUCACAGUUGCUAGUCGUUUGCAUUGGUGAAAGAACAACGAAAAAGGGACAACGGUGGAGAGCAUCACACAAAAUCAGUCGUUCUAAUGGCGCUAAAAGUUUUCUAUAGAACUCUUAGGAUUUCUUCUUCGCUUUGAUUAGAUUUGUGCACUUUUCGCUGGGUGAAAUUCCCAGUAAUCGAGAUCAAGUGAAGCCUUCUUUGUUUUUGCGAAAAAUGUGAAAAAGGGGAAUGCUUGCAUAAUUCAUACAAUUGAUGAACCUAUUGAUAUUCGGAAGUGUUAAGGAACAUGUCAGUUGUUUUCGUAUUCACGACAUCCAGUUAUGUCUCUGACAUUACCCAACAAUUUUUUGGACUGAUUCCCUGACAUUUUUCGGAUUGAUUCUUCGUUCUUAGUUGGAUUCGAUCUCAUCAACAUAAUAACAAGCAAUUCACAGUGUUUAGAAUUGGGUAAAUAGUUGAGCUAACAAGCGUGUCAAAUUUGCGUUUUAAUCGAAUCAAAGUUGUACAUCGCUGGUACACUGACUAAAUGGGGUAAAGGGCUACCUCUUAAACGAAAUGAACCAUGGUUCAAAGGAUCUAAGUAAUUAUAGCAAUCUGAAAGGGACUAGCCAAAGCAAAUACUACCUGAUCCAGACACUAAAGAAGAGACGAGAGCUUUACUUCUAUACCACGACAUAGAAGGCCCGAUGCGUUUGAUGAACGUAAGCAACGUAAGCAGCCCCGUGUCACCGCAUAUGUUGGUAGAUUUGUGGAAAACUGUCGGUGCAAACAUACAAACACAGGCAUUUUUCGUAUUCGACGAUAUGAGUCGAAUUGUCCCGGAGGGCCGAGACUUGGUCCAACGUCGAUUGUCACAGUGAUUGCAUCGCCUUUCUAUAUGAGAAAGGCAAAAAUCACAGAAUUGUGGAAACUAAUGAUUUUCGAAUGGUAUAAACCGAAUCGUGUAUAUAAUAAAGCUGAAAAUCACUAUUUCAUCUUUGAAUAAUGACCCAAUAGUAACUUUUGAACGAAUCUAAGCUUGUGUCAUUUUAUCGUCGGACCCAAAAUUUACAGCCAUUUGAUCUUCGAACUUGAUCAAUGACACAAUAGGAGCUCUCAAACGAGUCUAAGUUUGUUAAAAUUGGUUCAGUCAUCUUCCGGAAAAUUGAGCGGAAAGAAAAAGGGGAUUUUUUCGUUACUUAUACCAUGUCUUCGGAGCCUGAAGUAAUCGCAGUUUGAUCGUCAAUGACCAAGCUUUCAAACGAAUCUAAGCUUGUUUAAAUCAUUUAGGCCAUCUCCGAGAAAAUUGAGCGCUAAGAAAAAUCUUUGAAAGGUUCACACACAUAGAGACAAUUUCUGAUCUCGUUGAGCUGAGUCUCUGGAGCUCCAAUCAACAUACUGAAACUUCAGCUAACACAUGGAUCAAUAAGUCCCGAGACUUACAAUGGAAACAACAUUUUUUUUUAUUCAUCAACAUAAUCACCUUUUAGAAUCAUACAAUGGUUCCAACGUUUUUCCAUUUUUUCAAUACCAUGUUCAUAAAAAAAUUUAUCUUUCGCUUCAAAAUAAGCUUCAGUUUCAGCGAUGACCUCCUCAUUUGAGCCAAAUCCAUUUCCCUGGAGCAUUUUUUUAAGAUCAGCAAAGAACCAGUAGUCACUGGGGGCUAAAUCUGGCGAGUAUGGGGGGUGAGGAAGCAGAUCAAAGCCCAAUUCGUUCAAUUUCGCCAUUGUUUUCAUCGACUUGUGGCAGGGUGCAUCGUCAUUGUCGAAAGCAAUCGCGGCACCCACUUGGAAAAAAACCUUUUUCAUGCUCAAUUUCUCCUGAAGGAUAGUAAAUAAACUUCCAUAUGAUAUCUGUGUCAUCUCAGCAAUCUCACGGAGCUUCACUUUACGAUCUUUCAUUAUAAUUUUUGUCACUUCAUUCACAUUUUCCGGUGUAACGGCUUCCACAGGUCUACCCGAGCGUUCCGCGUCAUUUGUGUCGGUACGACCACGUUUAAACUCGGCGAACCACCGACAAAUCGUUGCUUUAGAUGGACAAGAGUCCGGAUAACAUUUUUCAAUCCAUUGUUUCGCUUGCACGGUGUUUUUACCCAUUAAAAAACAAUGUUUUAUCAAAACAUGAAACUCGGUUUUUUCCAUUUGUUAAACAAACUACAAAACGACUUUACUCCAACCUCGAUAACUCAGAUGUUUCUGGUCGGAUCGACUUAAAAUUUUACCCGUUUGAAGCAAAGGUUAGUACUCUAGAAAUACGUGGUAACUGGUUUACUACGAGCGCCAUCUCUGCUUUAGUCUCGGGAUUUAUUGAUCCAUGUGUUAUUCUAUUACCUUUCUAUAGAUAUCAAAAAUCGACCAUGUUCCAUAUUUUUCAAGCCGGAGUUGUAUUGGCCUGAAAAGCAAUAAUUUUGAGGGUAGCAUAAGUUUUUUCAAUUGAAUCUAAGUUUGCAAAAAUCCAGCUAUCUUGAAGAAAAUUGACUGCAUGUUCUGGUACACUCACACACAUCUCGACGAAAUGGGUAGCAUGGUUCAAAAAUCGAUUUACGAAAACUAAAAUAGUUCAUAUCAAAUAAUAGCCAUAUCAGAGCAAAAUUGAAUUCAUAUUGAUAUGUUCGACUUUUCCGUUGCAUUUUCGUAACAUGCUGCUGCCAAAAACCCAUGUAUUACAGAAUCAAUCAACGUGGCUGAUGUAGCAUGUGUACCAUGAGAGAAAUAUUGUUUUUACAUACUCUCUACAACUCGACUUAUUCUUGUACCAGGUUUGCGAAAAUUGCCAUACUGUCCCGCUUCCAACCAAAGAAAGUGAACGAAAAGGAAAUUUACAAAGUUAUAACCAAAAUAUAUAAAUAUGUACCGAUCCUUAUUAUCGUUGCUCUAAAAACCAACACAUGUGUUACGUAUUUAAAAACAUUUCAAACUUAAACAAGUAUUGCAGAGAGAGACUAGAUAUUUUAUGUUUUAAAUAACGGAUUGCCUUCUAGUGUAAAUUUUGGCGUCCAGACGCUAACAUCGUCGCCGGUUCAAGUGGAAAUAAAUCGAAACGAUGAAAAAUAGAAAAUGUAUGCAAAUAUCAUCAAUAGUUCACAUUCGAAAAUUAUGUACAAUAAUAUGGUAUCAAUUAGUCGUGCAUCAUUAAUCAGUUGAUCAAAGUGUCAGAUAAAUCCUUGUUUUAAAACGUCUGUUUGGAAGAGUGACAUCAAAGCAUAAUGUUGGAUAUUUUCCGCGGACUGAAAAGUUUAGUCAAAAUAAGUCAUGUAAAUACUGAUUCACCAGUGUUCCGUUUACACUAUUCUAUAACAGUGAUGAUUUUAAUGUCGUUCUCCUUAAUUGUGACAACAAAGCAGUACGUCGGUAAUCCUAUUGAUUGCGUGCACACGAAAGACAUACCAGAAGAAGUACUUAACACGUAUUGCUGGAUACAUUCAACAUACGCUCUCAAAAGCCUCUUCAUGAAAAAAAUUGGCAGUGAAGUUCCAUAUCCUGGUGUUGGAAACUCUGAAGGAAAAAGUUUGGAUAAAAAGAUUUAUAAGUACUAUCAAUGGGUGUGUUUCUGUUUAUUUUUUCAGGCUAUUUUAUUUUAUACACCAAGAUGGCUGUGGAAAUCAUGGGAAGGAGGCAAAAUUCAUGCACUUAUGAUGGAUCUCGACAUAGGCAUUUGCUCCGAAAUCGAAAAGAAGCAAAAGAAGAAGUUGCUUCUUGACUAUUUAUGGGAUAAUUUAAGAUAUCAUAACUGGUGGGCUUAUAGGUACUAUAUAUGUGAAUUUUUAUCACUGGUAAAUGUGAUAGGCCAAAUGUUUUUAAUGAAUCGAUUUUUCGAUGGUGAGUUCAUGACUUUUGGCUUAGAUGUAAUAGCACAUAUGGAAGCUGAUCAGGAAGAUCGUAUGGACCCAAUGAUCUACAUAUUUCCUAGGAUGACCAAAUGCACGUUUUACAAAUAUGGUGUUAGUGGUGAAGUUGAACGACAUGACGCCAUAUGCAUUCUGCCGCUAAAUGUAGUCAAUGAGAAAAUUUACAUAUUUUUAUGGUUUUGGUUCAUUAUUCUAACAAUAUUGACGACUUUAACGUUAUUCUAUAGAAUAAUCAUUAUAUUCUCGCCCCGAAUGCGAGUAUAUUUAUUAAGAUUAAGGUUUAGGUUAGUUCGUCGCGACGCUAUAGAAAUUAUAGUAAGACGUUCGAAAAUGGGCGAUUGGUUUUUAUUGUAUAGAUUAGGUGAAAAUUUAGAUAGUAUUAUAUUUCGUGAUGUAAUGCAAGAUUUAGCGAAUCGUCUACAUAAUAAUCAACACCAUCGUGUACCUGGUAUGAAAGAUGUCGACAAAAUUGAGUACGGAUUCGGAGUAAAUUUAUUUUGAUUUAAAUUGAACUUACGCCCGACGGAUUUUACUAGUCACAAAUCAAAUUUACGGAUUAGGUUGUUCGUGAGCUUAUGAUGAUCAAGUAAAUUCAAAGAUAUUGAUAAGCCAAACAUGUUAAGAAUCUCAUAACUAAUCAACAAAACAUUUAUAUUAGAUAAAAAAAUACAUUUGCAUCUAACAUA